AUGGCCGAUAGGCAGCAGACGCACCCGGAAGAUCAGAUGAUAAUCGCCGACAUCACCCAAGGGUGGUCACUGCAGCAGGAGGAGCAGGAGAAGAUGCAGAAGGUCAUGGAGGAAGGGAUCCUUAGGCACGAGACGACGAACUGGCUGAAGAGGACCGGCUGGUCAGCCCACUUCGCCGGGAGGAAUCUGGUGGAUAUCCAAGCCUGCAGCAGGAUACCCGGCCGUGACGACGACGAGCUACGACGGAUGGCCACGGCUCUAGAUCGUCUAUUCUUCGACCGCUGCAUCGGCGGGUUAAAGAGCAUGCCCCUGAUGACCCGCCUGCUCCUGGCCAGCCCCCACCCUCACGAUGCCCACAGCCAACCAUUUGGGCCGCUACAGGAGAAGACCAGUAUGGAUCGCUACCUGGUCUAUGUGAAGCGGUUCUUAUGCUAUUGCCUUAACGUGCUGUCGCUAGAGGAGGAUGCGCUGUUUGCCGAACAUGGCUUUCGCUUCACGCAAGCACAAAGGGCCAGCCUCGAGCUACUCUAG
Molecule: messenger RNA, 531 nt
Organism: Fusarium falciforme
Lineage: Eukaryota; Fungi; Ascomycota; Sordariomycetes; Hypocreales; Nectriaceae
Exons: 1
Coding region: 1-531 (176 amino acids)
Source: RefSeq, a predicted model, not a curated record